Molecule: messenger RNA, 663 nt
Organism: Pelagomonas calceolata
Lineage: Eukaryota; Pelagophyceae; Pelagomonadales; Pelagomonadaceae
Source: the annotation of a GenBank genome assembly
ACCUAACUUAGCACGCAUCGUCGCCUCCAGCAGCCUCUGCUAAAAGCGUGUUGCCGGGAGGCUAUCAAUCAAAGAUGCACUAAGCAAUGACCAGGCGCAGCAGCGCGUAGUAUAAAAAUGAGCGGCGCAUCAAAAUCCAGCAGCGAUGGCAGUCCGCCGGAGCCAAAACCCAUGCUGGGUUUGGAAAGCUCGGGCAGGCCUGAGCUGAUCACGGUCGAAGCCGAGCCCGAGAUCGUCUCGCCGCGCGUGACGCGCGCGAGCCUGCCGCCCGUGGCCCUUGAGAACGGUGCUUUGGAAUGUCCCGUGCGGCCCCGCGUCCGGUUUCGCGCGCGCGGCGGCAGGAAAUUCGGCGCAGCGAUGGAUAUAAAUGAGCGCGCGUCGUCGUAUUGAUAAAUCUCAACGCACGCAGGCCUGCGGCGGCUGCUUCCCCGACUGGGAGCGAUAUUAUGGGCACGUCAUCGCCCCGGACAACCGCGUCUGCGCGUGGGUGCAGAUCGACCUCAUCGACGUCGUCCCCAAAAAGAAGGGCGACGGCGAGGGCGACGCUUCCGCGAGCGCCGACAGCUAGGGCGGGAAUUCCUGGGGCGGCCGCACCCCGCGACCUCCGGGCGCGCGCGGAGCGCCCUCUGUUUGUACAUAUAUUUAACGACUUAUUAUUAUGAA